This is a messenger RNA of Prunus dulcis (almond), 1922 nucleotides long. Its product is annotated as kxDL motif-containing protein 1. The record is from RefSeq and is a predicted model, not a curated record. Gene Ontology annotation, molecular function: DNA-binding transcription factor activity. Gene Ontology annotation, biological process: lysosome localization; DNA-templated transcription; brassinosteroid mediated signaling pathway. The transcript has 4 exons. Gene Ontology annotation, cellular component: BORC complex. NCBI's taxonomy places the organism in Eukaryota, Viridiplantae, Streptophyta, Magnoliopsida, Rosales, Rosaceae. Bases 105 to 476 code for a protein of 123 amino acids.
UUACCCAGAUGGGCUAGCAGUUGCAUGAGCCCAAUAUCUCUCUCUCUCUCUCUUUGCUCUUCCACCCCCAUUGAUGAGGGAGAGUGGGAAAAGAGUAGAAGGUGAUGGAGCAGACGGGGAAGGAAGCGACAAGGGAAGCAUCAGAACAGGUAUCAAAUGAAUUCAAAACACUGGUCGAUGCUCAGGAUUUGGAUUCACUCAAACAAUUGCAGCACCUCAUAUUGGGGAGAUUGCAAGAUGGCAAUGCAGUCCUGUCACAUUUUAAUGAGUUUUCAGAGAACUGCUUUGCUGAGGUUGCUGGAGAUUUCUCUAGACACACACGCCUAUUAAGGUCUAUGAAAUCUGAUCUUGAAUACAUAUUUCAGAAGUUGAGGAGCAUGAAGUCGAGAAUUUUGGCUACCUAUCCAGAUGCAUUUUCCGAUGACUCGAAACAAGAAGUACUCGACCAGAGACCGGACCUUGAAAUGCCGCGGUAGCACUGAGACUACGUCACACUUUGCUAAUGGAAGUGUUCCGAGAUUAAGCGUGUCAGCAGCCGAUGUGUUAGAUCUCCAGAAAUUAUCUUUCCAUUUGUUCUAGCUUACAGAGCUGCUUUUGUUUUCUUUUUUUUCCCGGCAAGUAUAUGGAUAUAUGCAUAUAGUCACAAACGUCUAAUUUCGACCUUCUAACUUGUAAGUAUUAUUUAAUUUGAAAUUUCAGGAAACAUGAUGUGUCCUUACUAACAUUCUACUACUAGUUUUGCACUGUAUUAUGCAUGUCUUACUUUUUUAUAUAUAUAAAUUUAUUACAAAAGUUGAAAGAAAAAUAAAAAACAGCUUCUUUGUCCCUGCUGGUUUAUGGUUUGCUUGGCUCCGUCUGAGUCUCUGUUCCUGAGCUAUAUAUGCUGAGCCGCCACCCCCGCCCGCCAUGUCGCGUUCUUAUGGAACUGCCUCAGAAGCGCGUGAGAAAAACAUCCCCUCUGCCCUCUGCCCUCUGCCCUCUCUAUGUGCGUGAAACCGAAACAUGCAUUUGUAACUCUCAACUCUCUCUCUCUCUCUUUCACACACGUCACGGUGUCAUGCAGAAAGAGAUAAAACACAGAGAGCGCAUGCAGAUCGCAGAAUCAUCCCAGCCGUCCAAUCCAACCUGCGUGGCUCUGUUUACCCGCACCGUCCGAUGCUCCUCAACUACUCCACCAUUCUACAAAACACACUCAAGAACCAAGCUCACACUUUUAACUUUCAUCAUUAUUAACAAUUGAUUGGGAUUUGAGAGACAGAGACAGAGACAAAGAGAGCAUCAGGAAGUGGAGGAAAUGGCGGGAACACAUGGGAGGAGCGAGAGCGAGAAAGAGAAGACGAAGAUGAGGGAGAGGCAGAGGAGGGCCAUCACCACCAAAAUCUUCCACGGCCUCCGCAAGCACGGCGGCUACGGUCUCUCCCCCCGCGCCGACAUCAACGAGGUCCUCCGCCAUCUCGCCUCCGAGGCCGGCUGGCUCGUCGAACCUGACGGCACCACCUACCGCCGCCGCUCCCUCAAUGUUUCGAAUUGCUGUUCGGUCUGCGGCGGGGUCCCCAAAGCCAGCGCCAAGUCGGCAGCAGCAGCAGCAACGCCGAGCAGUAGCAUGGUGAUGGGCGGCUGUGAGAGUUCGAUCACAGCCUCUCCAACUUCAAGCAGUCUGCCUGCCUUCAACAAUAACAACGCCAGCGACACCACAGCCACCAACAACAACAGUGUGAGCGUUUACUCGGCUAUGUGCGUGUACGAAGGUGGGCUCCACAACCACCAGCUGCAUGAAGCCAGGGCUUCCAACAACACCUCCCCCUCCCACUGCCCUUAGAACAAAACUCUCUUCUUUAUUCCCGUUUUGCCCCUCCCACCGCCACCCUCACCGUUCAACCGCAGCAGGCUCUUUUAUAUAAUAAUAAUAAUAUAUUAUAAUA